CGAGUCCCCUGAGGGCAUCAUCGCAGGCAGCAGACGCAGCAUCGAGCAAGGCAUCGAGCAAGGCGGCGAGCGAGGAUGACCAAGUGGUUGGCUCGCGGAUGAAGAUCAACGGCCGCUCUCUCACCUUCAACGCGCUCCGCUGUGCCGCCAUUCCAGCCGGCGGCGGGACGAGGAGAGUGCAGGUGUCGUGGCAGCAGGAAGGCGAGGCGGGUUGCACGGCGAUACAGUUCUUCAAGAGUCCCAAGUGCACGGGGAAGGCGGUGGACACUGUCGUGCAAGGCAAGCAGAGGUCCAAGCCCCUCCGCAAGGCAGUCAAGUCCGCCCGCUGCAUCACUGGCUCCACCAGCAGCAGAGCUCCUGACAGCAACAACAAAGCUGCUGACAGCAACACCAAAGCUGCUGACAGCAACACCAAAGCUGCUGACAGCAACGCCAAAGCUCCUGGCAGCAACACCAAAGCUCCUGGCGGCAACACCAAAGCUCUGCUGACAGCAACACCAAAGCUGCUGGCAGCAACACCAAAGCUCCUUCCGAGUAUCCCGAUGCAGAAAGUUCAAGCUCCGGCGUGUGUGGCGACGACAGAGUCAACGGGUGUUUGGUGGGCACGUGCAUCGACCGCGGCACCGAGGACAGGACCUGUGUCUGUCUGCCCAACCACCGCUCCCAUGGCAGCUACUGUGGUAAGCUCUCAUGGCCGCUCCUGUGAUCAGGAUUGGGAACCCAUUUCGUCCAUUACAGUCCAAGGCAGCGACUGGAGGUGCAAGGAUGUAUACAGCAUGUAUGGCCUCACGCUGCAGCAGUUCACCGAUAUGAACAAGGGUAUCGACUGCUCCGCUCUCCUUCCUAAGGGUCGCGAGCUCGUGGUGAAAGAGCUUCUGCCAGCCUGCUCUGCCUUCUACUACGUCCAGCCGGCCGACACGUGCUCGUCCGUCGCUCAGUUUCUCAGCAUCACCGAGGAAAGCCUGCAGCAGCUCAACCCCGGUGUUAGCUGCUCCUCUCGCCUCCUUGCGUUCCGUUCUCUCUGUGUGGAGCGCGACCCAGCCAAGGGCAGGCCAACCUGUGAGAGUGAGAUACAGAUCAGCCGAGUGGUGGACUUCAAGCAGGUGGCGGCAUCCCAUGGAGCCACCAUGGUGGAUCUCUGCAGGCUCAACCCCUGGAUCUCCUUCCGCGACUCCCUACGCGACAUUGAUGGUCUUUGUGUGGCUGCCCGAUACGCUACACCUCCUCCCAGCGACGACACCACACCACCUCCCAGCGACGACACCACACCUCCUCCCAGCGACGACACCACACCACCUCCCAGCGACGACACCACACCUCCUCCCAGCGACGACACCACACCUCCUCCCAGCGACGACACCACACCUCCUCCCAGCGACGACACCACACCUCCUCCCAGCGACGACACCACACCUCCUCCCAGCGACGACACCACACCUCCUCCCAGCGACGACACCACACCUCCUCCCAGCGACGACACCACACCUCCUCCCAGCGACGACACCACACCUCCUCCCAGCGACGACACCACACCUCCUCCCAGCGACGACACCACACCUCCUCCCAGCGACGACACCACACCUCCUCCCAGCGACGACACCACACCUCCUCCCAGCGACGACACCACACCUCCUCCCAGCGACGACACCACACCUCCUCCCAGCGACGACACCACACCUCCUCCCAGCGACGACACCACACCUCCUUCUGAGUACCCCGACGAAGAGAGUUCAAGCACCGGCGUGUGUGGCGACGACAGAGUCAACGGGUGUUUGGUGGGCACGUGCAUCGACCGCGGCACCGAGGACAGGACCUGUGUCUGUCUGCCCAACCACCGCUCCCAUGGCAGCUACUGUGAUCAGGGUUGGGAGCCCAUUUCGUCCAUCACAGUCGCGGGCAGCACCUGGAGGUGCAAGGACGUGUACAGCAUGUAUGGCCUCACGCUGCAGCAGUUCAUCGCCAUGAACAAGGGUAUCAACUGCUCUGCUCUCCUUCCUCAGGGUCACGAGCUCGUGGUGAAAGAGCUUCUGCCAGCCUGCUCUGCCUUCUACUACACCCAGCCAGCCGACACAUGCUCGUCCGUGGCUCAGUUUCUCAGCAUCACCGAGGAAAGCCUGCAGCAGCUCAACCCCGGUGUUAGCUGCUCCUCUCGCCUCCUUGCGUUCCGCGCACUCUGUGUGGAGCGCAACCCAGCCAAGACCAAGCCGAGAUGUGUGAAGGAGAUACGGAUUGGGCGAGUGGUGGACUUCAAGCAGGUGGCGGCAUCCAAUGGAGCCACCAUGGUGGACCUCUGCAGGCUCAACCCCUGGAUCUCCUUCCGCGAUUCCCUGCGCAACAUUGAUGGUGUAAGUAUGGGCACAUCUAUAGCUUCUCUAUUGUGA
Molecule: messenger RNA, 2381 nt
Organism: Closterium sp. NIES-65
Lineage: Eukaryota; Viridiplantae; Streptophyta; Zygnematophyceae; Desmidiales; Closteriaceae
Source: the annotation of a GenBank genome assembly